This is a messenger RNA of Lichtheimia ornata, 1380 nucleotides long. RefSeq lists its product as uncharacterized. The transcript is spliced from 10 exons. Bases 1 to 1380 code for a protein of 459 amino acids. The record is from RefSeq and is a predicted model, not a curated record. Gene Ontology annotation, molecular function: phosphatidylinositol binding. Lineage: Eukaryota; Fungi; Mucoromycota; Mucoromycetes; Mucorales; Lichtheimiaceae.
AUGAUGAAUGCUUACAAUGAGGCCGAUUGGGGUGUCUCUACGGAUGGAGACGUAUUCUCUCCUUCAUUCGACCAUCGAGAUUCGCUUGGCCAGUUCAACCCAUUCCAAGACUACGAGACGACGACUCCUUCUUCUGCUGCUGCAGCUGUCGAUACAACGUCCCGUGCAUCCACGCCAGAUCUACCUACAACAACGGAUACGAAUGCGUCCAAUGUAUACAUGAAGAUCCAUGUGGAUGAUCCACAAAAGCAAUCAGCAGCUGUGCAAGGAUCCUUUAUCAGUUAUUUGAUUACGACAGAGACCAAUAUAGAGACAUUUGCAUCAAAACGAUCGAGAUCUGUACGUCGACGCUAUCAAGACUUUGUAUGGCUCCAUGAGAGUUUAUCGCUUGAAAAUCCUGCAUGUAUUGUGCCACCACUACCGGAGAAGCACCGAUUGUCAUACAUCAAUGGCGACCGAUUCAGCGAUGCGUUUCUUGAACGACGGCGAUUAGGGCUCCAAUGGUUCUUGGAUCGUAUUGCUUGUCAUCCUUCUUUGCAACGAUCACAGUGCACUCGUAUAUUUCUGGAAUCACCCGACUUUAAAAAUGACAAGCGUGCCAUUCAAGCAACACACGUCCCGAAGCCUCCCUCCAUUUUGGAUACAUUGGGUGAUGUCUUGAUGAACGCCUUUACUAAGGUCAAGAAACCGGAUCAGCGCUUCAUUGAUAUGCAAGAAUACGUGGAUAAGCUGGAGGACAAUAUACGCAAUAUUGAAUUGCUCUAUGCACGGAUCAGCAAACGGCAAACCAGUUUGCAACAUGACUACGUGAGCUUUGCUUGGAGCAUUCGGGAAAUCUCGGCCAUGGAAUCAUCCAUUGAUAUGCCAUUACGACAAUUUGCAGAAACCACGGAGACCUAUUCUAAAUACCUAAAGGAUAUGACCAACACGGAGGAUAUCCUGUUUCUCAAUGAUCUACAUGAACUACUCGCCUAUUGCCAAGCUGUCAAGGAUGUGCUACAAAGGCGGGAUGAAAGCCAAAUCGACUUUGAAGAGCUAUCGGUUUACUUACAGCGAACAUUGGCUGAACGCGAGAAGCAUCCUGAAAAGAGUGCAGAGUUGGAACCAAAAAUCAAAGAGCUUGAAGCUGAAGUGGCAAAGACCAGUGAUAUCACCAAUGAAUUUUCAGAGCAAAUGACAGAAGAAUUUGAGAUCUUUCAGAAAUCAAAAGCAACAGAACUCAAACAAGGCAUGCUGGCUUAUGCAGAUAGUCAUAUCGACUUUUACACAAAGGGUGCAGCUUUAUGGGAAAGCAUCUUGCCAGUGUUGGAAAGCAUCCAAUUGGACGACGAUGGCAACAACAACACCAACAACUCCAUUGAAGAAGAAGACGAUGCAUGA